Colletotrichum destructivum is the source of this 1606-nucleotide messenger RNA. RefSeq names its product Putative nucleic acid-binding, exosome complex component CSL4, RNA-binding domain, S1. The transcript is spliced from 2 exons. Gene Ontology annotation, molecular function: RNA binding. Bases 206 to 841 code for a protein of 211 amino acids. The record is from RefSeq and is a predicted model, not a curated record. Gene Ontology annotation, biological process: RNA processing. Gene Ontology annotation, cellular component: cytoplasm; nuclear exosome (RNase complex). Lineage: Eukaryota; Fungi; Ascomycota; Sordariomycetes; Glomerellales; Glomerellaceae.
CCACCGAAACAAACGGGACGGCCUUUCAAAACUCAGCCUCAUAAACGGAGCUGAGGGGAAAAUCUUGACCGGGGUACAGACUCACACUCACAUCUCGCUUACUCAUUUCCCGUCACUUCAAUCUACUUCUUGCGACGACAGGUCACAAGUACAACGGCGGAUACGAUACCCCCACCAGCUCUCUCCCACGUCCACACAUCGCAACAUGGCCACUGAUGAGAUUCCCCAGACGGCCGUGCCGGGCAAGAUCCUUGGCCCGACGACGCGGUUCGCCGCCGGCCCGGGCACACACGUCUACAACGGCAACGUCGUGGCCUCGCUGUUGGGCGACGUGACGGUGAAGCCCUCAGCCAAGGCACAGGCGGGUCUCACGAAGCGUCUCAACCGCAUCACGCAGCUGUCGGCCGACGAGUUGGCGACCAUCUCGGUGGCGCGCACGGGGGCCAGCAAGAAGCGCGAGGUGCUCCCGGACGUCGGCAACGUCGUGCUGUGCCGCGUCGUGCGGUUGAUGCCCAAGCAGGCCAUUGUGACGAUCCAGCAGGUCGGCGACACGGCGCUGCAGACGGAGUGGCAGGGCGUCAUCCGCUCGCAAGACGUGAGGGCGACAGAGAAGGACAAGGUCAAGAUCUAUGAGAGUUUCAAGCCUGGAGAUGUCGUGCGGGCGCAGGUGAUCUCUCUGGGUGAUCAGGCGAAUUAUUACCUCUCGACCGCGGCCAAUGAGCUGGGCGUCAUCAUGGCCACCAGCGAGGCUGGCAACGACAUGGUGCCGGUGAGCUGGAAGGAGUACAAGGACCCAGAGACGGGCGUCGGAGAGCCGCGCAAGGUGGCCAAGCCGAACUGAUUGGGAUCGCCUCUCAUCCAUCCGCACUCCGGGGCAGAGCCUCUUGGGUUUCAUGAUGAGCAGGUCACGCUGGACCAUGCACGCCAGCCGAGGAUGCUCGCAAGUUGAGGCAAUAGAGUUUUCUGCCCCGGCUUUUCAAGGAGGCUGAGAUGUCUCCAUCCGCCGCCGAACAGGGAAGAGCUCUCGUGGUGUUUCGAAACGAGAGUCCGGGCAUGACGACAUGACAGCGGGUUUUUGUUGGCGGUUUCAGAGCCUUGGACCGCACCCGAGGGCCAGUUUUGCCGGGCACGCAACCGCCGCCUCGGUAGACGCUGCUUUUCUACCUUUGUUCCCGUAGCUGCUGCUGCUCCCGCCUGCAUGACAUCUCGACCAUAACCAAGCAUAGAUCCACCGUCGGCUACUGUCAGGGGAGGGGCAUGGCCGGCAAGGUGCCCUGCGUGUUCAUUGUGGCAACAGCACAGGAAACUAGUCGAGGUCAAAGGGCUGAUUGAUUGGCAGUCCGAUGUGGGAGCUUAUUCAUGCAAGGGCGGCGAUCGAGGGCUGUCAAAAAUAGCGGGAUGGGGUUUGGGCUCAGCAAUGAACGAGCGUAGAGGAAAGGAAAGGGAGGGGGAGGAGGACGGGAUUUCGCAGUCGUCAGUUGUCAAACACGCCCGCGCAUCCCAAUCGCCUGCCCUUAUCAAUUAGAUAGGUAUCGUUAAUUUGUCGUUCCCGUAUGUCAUGGACGACGGUACGGCAUGAAUACACGAGGCCGGACAUUCCGCAGUU